Messenger RNA from Cryptotermes secundus, 3527 nucleotides. Its product is annotated as nuclear RNA export factor 1. Gene Ontology annotation, cellular component: cytoplasm; nucleus. The record is from RefSeq and is a predicted model, not a curated record. Lineage: Eukaryota; Metazoa; Arthropoda; Insecta; Blattodea; Kalotermitidae. Gene Ontology annotation, biological process: poly(A)+ mRNA export from nucleus. The transcript is spliced from 14 exons. The coding region runs from base 91 to 2007 and encodes 638 amino acids. Gene Ontology annotation, molecular function: protein binding; RNA binding.
UAUUUGUGUUGGAGUUGGAAGUGUACGAAAGCAGACAAAAUAGUCUGGUGAAUAAAGUGUGUGAAGACAUUUUCAUUUUAAAUUACAGUCAUGCUAAAGCGUGGUAAAGUGAACAGGAUAUGGGACUCUGAAGGAUGGGAAGGAAAGUACAGUGAGCAUGAUGACCGUGUCCGUGAUGCUCUUCGGGGAAUAACUUCUCAUCACUACUCAAAAAAUUAUUCACAUACAAGGAUGCGAGAUGUGUCCAUACUUGAUGCUGAUGUUGUUAUGGGUGUGCAAAGCUCAAGCGGAAGUACGCGGUUCAACCCAUAUGUCAGAAGGGGUCGGAAUAAGGAAGGAGCAGGCUUUGGUGGUGGUAUGACUGCAGGUGGCAGGGGUUCAGCCAGCAGGAGGAGAUCAGGUCGUCGCAGUAUACCCUUGUCCACCCAUUUCAGCUCAAAAAAAUUUUCAGAGAGCUCAACUUCCUGGUAUAAAGUAACGAUUCCUUAUGGUGGCAGAUAUACUAAAGAGUACAUACUGAAGACAUUACUGGCACAUAUUGCACCAACAGCGUUCAUUCCGCUCAAAUAUGAAGUUCGUGGAAUAGAUUCCUCUUUUUUUGUUGAUGAUUCAGAGGCCGCAGAAAGGUUGGACAAUGCUGACAGGAAGAUCACCACAAUAAAAGGAUUUAGGCUGGUGAUAAAAGUAAAGCCAGAAUUACCACAUGUGGAGCUCAAUUCUACCCUGAAGGAAAAAAUAAAGGCAGCAAUGGUGAAACGUUAUAAUGCUGACCUAAAAGCUCUUGAUUUGUCCCGCUUCCACACAGAUCCAGAUCUUGUGGAUAAUUAUGCCGUGGCGUUAUUGAGACCCAACGUGAUGUUGGCAGUUUUAGAUAUCAUUGUGGAAAAUGUUCCGGAGCUGACAGCGCUUGAUUUAUCUGACAAUAAGCUUUAUGCACUUGACAGCCUGAAUGUGCUUGCUGCUAAAGUUCCGAACCUCAAAGUCCUUCACAUCGGGAGAAACCGGAUUCGAGACAUGAACCAGUUCAGCUGUUUAGAGAGCCUCCGUGUGGAAGACAUAGUGCUUCGUGGAAACCCCCUUUGUGACAAAUAUCAGGAUAAGAAUUUGUAUGUGAGCGAAGUGAGGAAGAGGUUCCCAAGAGUGAUGAAGCUGGAUGGGGCUGACCUCCCUCCGCCAAUACUGUUUGACGUGAAUGAAGAUCUACAAUUGCCAAAAAGCAAGGGGAGCUACUUGUGUGCAGAAGAAGGCAUGACUAUCGUGCGACAGUUUCUGGAGCAGUACUACCAUCUGUAUGAUAGUGAUAACAGAGAACCUUUGGUCAAUGCGUACCAUAAUGAUGCCAUGUUCUCAGUCACAUCAGCCUACCCACCGGGUCAGAGUUCCACUACCUCUUCUAAGCUUGUGAAUUACAUCACAGAUAGUCGGAAUCUCAUCCGUGUGAAAGAUAGCACCAGAAGACAAAGGUUUUUAUACCAAGGAAAAAUGGCCAUUGUCGCAUGUCUUUCCAAACUGCCCAAGACACAGCAUGACCCUCUUUCAUUUGCUGUUGACCUCACGCUCUUCACGCCACAGUUGAUCUCGAUAUCAGUCACAGGCCUAUUUAUGGAGCGUGGACUCUCGAAGAACCAGGCCCUGAGGUCAUUCAGCAGGGUAUUUAUGAUAGUGCCUUUUGGUGAUGGUUUCUGCAUCGUUAAUGAGCAGCUGUUCGUUACAAAUGCAACCGAUGAGCAAAGGAAGGUGGCAUUUCAAACGCAAGUGCCAGUAGUAAUGCCACCACCUACCCCUGUGGUCGUACCGGUAGCAGCUGCGACCUCUCCCCAGUCAGUGCUCAUGGAUGAUAAUGCAAAGCAGCAGUUGGCAGAAAGUUUUGCUGCCCAGUCUGGGAUGAAUGUUUGUUGGGCAAGAAAGUGUCUUGAUGAAACUGGGUGGGAUUUUCAGCGAGCCAUGUUCGUUUUCACUGAACUGAAUAAACAAGGAACAAUUCCAGCAGAAGCUUUUAUUAAAUGAGUAUUUAUAUACUUAAUUAAGAGAUCAUAUGUGGUCCUUAUAGAAACACUUUUCACUGAGUUGUGUUCCCAUCAGUGUACCUGUGAACAUUUUCAUUCCAUCUUCAUGGUUUUUGUGCUUUCAGUAUCAUGUAUGCCAAUGAAAAGAUUAUGUGUAUAUUCGCAAGAUGAAGCUGUUUUAAUGGCUAAAGAGUGGGGUAGAAGAAUUUCCAACAAACUUGAAUACAAAUCUCUUAACAGCAAUGACAUCACCCAAAGGCAUGGAUAAUGCUUCAAAAGUACAGUCACUCUUUUCUUAUUUUUAUUGCAAGAUUAGAGAAAAUGUCAGUUGAAAGUUACAGAGUAAGGGAUACUUUACCCACAAAAUAGAAUACAUAUUUAAUUUGCACAUCACCAAUGUAUAUGUAGAUGGUAGAGUGUUGAUGAAGUCUGCUAUUUUUUAAGCAUUGUCCAAAACCCAGUUUGUAUUCACAGGGGUUGGACAGAAUAAUGGAAACACUACAGAUACUGUACACAUUUCUGUAUUAAUAUGAUGUUGAACCAUCUUUUGCCUUCAAAGCAGCUGCUUUGGAAUGGACUCAUACAAGUUUUGAACAGUCUUUAAUGGAAUUUUAUACCACUCUUCUUGAAGAACUUAUUCAAGUUGCUUUAGGAAUGUUGGAGAUAGGAACCGAAACCUGAUUGGAAUGCUCUUUAAAUGAUGACUGAACAAACAGUUCCAGCUGUGUGAAUUGAGACAUCCUCUCGGAAAAGUGCAUCUUUUUUCAGAAAUUUCUGGCUCAUGGGAUGCACCUGAUUACCAAAGCUGUCUACUCGUACAUACUCCCUUGCAGUACUUUGGCCAUGAAGGGUAAUGGGCCCAACAGAAAGCUCUUCUACAAUUUUACUUCCCAAACCAUCACAGAGCCUCCCUGUGUUUCACUGUUGGAACCAGGCCUUCUGGAUUGUAGGCUUCCUUGGGUCUUCCCCAAAUCUCUUCCUGCUGUAGUGAAUAGCAUGAAGGAAAACUCACUGAGCAUUACUUUCAGUAAUCAGAGGUUUAGUAAUUGCAGUCCUACCGUGGAUGUUGGAUUUGUGAAGCUCAUGUCAGACAGCUUUUGUGGAAACAUGAAUAUUCAGUUCUGCUGUCACCUGUGCUGCAGUAGUUCUGUGAUUUAGAAACAGUUCUUCUCAGUGUGGAAAGUUCUCUUUCAAUCAGUGUUCAUUUUUGCCCACUGUUCCUUUUCUCUGAUGAUGUCUUCCCAUGAUUUGUGUAAGAGGACAUAACCUUUGAAUCUGUGACUGGGUACACCAAAUAAUGUGGCAGUUUUUUAUCUCAGAUGCUCCGGCUAACUGUGCCCCAAUGAUCUGUCCUCUUUGAAAAUCGGACAAGUCUCCCAUUUUCCAGUUCUUUCACAUGGACUAUCAACACAAUUACUAAUGCACUGAAAUGAGCAGUAUAGUGUGUAAACAAAUAAAAGAACAUUCAGUGUUGGCAACUGAAGUUCUUUCAGUGUGCCCUACACAGGUUCUAUUCCUCAA